CCGGCCAUUAACUACCGCCGCUGCAAGUAUUGGGGUAAAGCUGCCAUGAGUCAUGACCGUGGGGCUGUUCCCCAAAAGCGAGUCACUAUCGCAGCCUUAUCGAAAGACGAGGCUGCGAGACUUGAAAUGCUUCCAACUCCUUGAUAUCGAGGUACAGUGUGCUCUCAAACAUCUGGAGACUACUCAGCCUCUUCACACCUCGCAAUCGGCUUGUGAAGACCUAUCUACAUUGAUUCCGCCACAUCCGGCGGCCCUGAUCUCCGAGUGUGAGGGUCUGACUCGAACAUGCUUCCUGUUCGACAAUAGCAGUGCAGGACAUGGAUGAGCAAGCUGGUCGCUUGGGACUACCUACCCUGACAGAAAAGCACAAGACCAUCGUGUCUACGCUCUCGCAACAAGUCGAGAAGUUUUACGCCUCUGACAUCCCAUUCCGGAUAUUCCAUGGCAGCACCAAUGCUACGCGACCCAGUGUUCGCACCUUGAAGUCCACCAUCGAUAUAUCAUCGCUCAACAAUGUCUUGUCGGUAUCCACCUCGAAUAGAACAUGCCUAGUCGAGCCCAAUGUACCCAUGGAUGCGCUCGUAGCGGCCACUUUGCCUUAUGGCCUUGUUCCUCCCGUGGUGCCGGAGUUUCCAGGCAUCACUGUUGGAGGUGCCUUUGCAGGGACUGCCGGUGAAAGCAGCAGUUUCAAGUACGGUUUCUUUGAUCGCGCCGUCAAUUUUAUCGAGGUCAUCCUCGCGGAUGGACAGGUGGUGGUCGCUUCCAAGGCUCAAAACCAAGACCUAUUCAACGGCAUGGCGGGCACUUUUGGUACAUUGGGCGUGACGACCUUGUUUGAGAUAUGGCUCAUUCCUGCAGGAGAUUUCGUCCAGCUUUCGUAUAUCCCGGUGUCUGGCAUUGAGAAAGCUCAAGACAUCAUGCAGGAAAUUGCAGACGACCAGGAGGUGGGUUUCUUGGACGGUAUCAUGUUCUAUCCUCAGAAUGGGGUCGUCAUGGCCGGGAAGAUGGUCAAUCGCAACGAGGCGGACUCCGAGCUCGCCAUCAGUACGUUCACGAAGCCUUGGGACCCAUGGUUCUAUCUUCACGCCGAGCAAUCGACCCUCAAACAUGCCGAAAUGGUCACUAAACUUAGUCAAGCACAAAACAACAAGGUACAGGCCACUACCUACCAAGACUUGGUGCCGUUGACAGACUAUCUGUUCCGCUACGACCGUGGAGCAUUCUGGACCGGUCGAUACGCGUACUCAUAUUUCCUGAUGCCAUUCAACCGCCUCACUCGCUGGCUCCUCGAUUCAUUUAUGCACACACGGGUCAUGUACCACGCCCUGCACCGCUCAGGUCUAAUGCAACGCUUCAUCAUACAGGACAUGGCCGUGCCGAACAAGAACAUACCGGAGUUCUCAGCCUGGCUUGACUCGGAGCUGCCGCAUAUCUACCCGCGCUGGCUGUGCCCACUGAAGACGAAUGAAAACGUAAGUAUGCAUCCUCAUCUUGCGCCGGCCGCCCGGUCUACGGACGAUGUCUUGUUGAAUAUCGGUGUGUGGGGUCCGACGCCGCGGGACAUGCUUCAAGUGGCAGUCAACCGCAAGAUUGAACAAAAGUUGAAGUCCUUGCAUGGUAUGAAGUGGUUGUACGCGCAAACGUUCUACACGGAAGACGAGUUCUGGCAGAUCUACGAUCGUAAUUGGUAUGAGGCGCUAAGGAAGAGAUAUGGUGCCGAGAAGCUACCGAGUGUGUAUGAGAAGGUGAAGACCAAGUUUGACGUCGAUGCAGACAAAGGUGACGUGCGACUCGGCAUUGAGAAGGGAUUUUGGAGCCUAUGGCCGUUCGCUGGCUUGUAUGGAGUGUUGAGUGUCCUCAGAGGGGGUGAUUACCUUAGAAAGAAUUGAUUGUGUGUUACCAAGGGAUCAAAGGACUGUCGCCUGGACGCGACCAUGUUGUAUCUUCUGUCAUAUCACAGAUCAUAUAGACAUUCUCCUGCUGCCUUCGGAACAAUCGAUGGUCGGCAUCAUGGAAACCCCCAAAAAAAAACAUUGUGGUGUUAUUGAAGUGCCUAAAGGAGUUUCGCUACGACUGCUACAGUAGGUUACUGUAAUUAGCGCGCUAAUGCACGCGGCCACUUUAAGACGCGUUACAUCUCGCGAACUACUUAGCGUGUCGCCGCAUCUCAAGUAACCAAAUCAUCGUCACUCA
Molecule: messenger RNA, 2193 nt
Organism: Exophiala viscosa
Lineage: Eukaryota; Fungi; Ascomycota; Eurotiomycetes; Chaetothyriales; Herpotrichiellaceae
Product: delta24-sterol reductase
Exons: 1
Coding region: 318-1889 (523 amino acids)
Biological process (GO): steroid metabolic process
Cellular component (GO): membrane; cytoplasm
Molecular function (GO): Delta24(24-1) sterol reductase activity; FAD binding
Source: RefSeq, a predicted model, not a curated record